AUGAAGGUUCGUACUGAAGAGGAGCAGGACCUGGUUGACCUGGAGGACAACGUGUGUCAUGUGCCGGUGAAAAACCCGGGUAGUGUGGACUCGGACGUUAAGAAGAAGAUAAAUGUCCUCCUACAGGCCUACAUCAGCCGUCAACAACCGAGAACGCACUCUCUCAUUUCUGACAUGAACUACAUCCAACAGAACGCUGGCCGCUUGGCGCGAUACAUCUUCGAGAUCGCUGUUCGGCGUGGAUGGGCGGUGGCCGCCAGUCAUGCACAUCGCCUCUCCAAGGUAACCCCGUUGGUUUACUUUAUUGGAACUAUUCGCACGUUAUUAAGUAGCAUACGCGGAGUCUGCCUUUUUGAUGUUUAA
Dibothriocephalus latus is the source of this 363-nucleotide messenger RNA. The record is from the annotation of a GenBank genome assembly. NCBI's taxonomy places the organism in Eukaryota, Metazoa, Platyhelminthes, Cestoda, Diphyllobothriidea, Diphyllobothriidae.